Molecule: messenger RNA, 1971 nt
Organism: Ixodes scapularis (black-legged tick)
Lineage: Eukaryota; Metazoa; Arthropoda; Arachnida; Ixodida; Ixodidae
Exons: 1
Coding region: 1-1971 (656 amino acids)
Molecular function (GO): catalytic activity
Source: RefSeq, a predicted model, not a curated record
AUGGCGUCCGAGAUUGCGUGUCUCCGUACUUUGUUUUAUCUUUUCGUACUCGCAAGCCUUCGCCGGCAAUGCCCUGCUAUCUCGAGUAUCGAUGAACGUCUCGCCCGCCUGCCUGUACCACUUGGGCUGCACAUCGCGGUCGCCUCCCCCCGUGAUGCCGGUUUUGCCGUGGGAUGGGCUAAGCCUACUGGGAUUGGAAAAACGACUGCCCUCAGAGCCCGUUCGGCCCGCUCGCUCCAGCAAGCGCCCGUCACCUUGCUCCUCCUCCUCGCCGGAGACGUUCCUCCCAAUCCUGGGCCGCGGCCCACUUGCCCCCGCUGUGACCGGCCGGUCCUCGAGAAUGUGGCUGCGCUGCAGUGCGACGGAUGCGACUCCUGGCACCAUCGCAAGUGUGAGCUGCUGUCAAUUAAAGCCUACAGGAGACUCUCCUCUUCAUCCACCGAGUGGUACUGCGGAGUCUGUGCACUCCCACCCCUGGAUGACGAUCUUUUCGCUCCGGCUCCGAGCAGCCAGCCCGCGGACACCGCUCCCCAGCAGCCCGCCUUGUCGCCGGCUCCGGUCGGCCCUUCACCUGGGAGCUCCCGCAUCGCAGUGUGGUUUUCAAACGUCCGUUCAGUGAAAAACAAAACACUUGAUUUCCAAGCGUUGGUCGAGGCGGAUCCAGACACAGUCUUUGGUCUUUGCGAAACGUGGCUCGACCCGUCUGUCCACGACGGUCAGCUCAUCGAUACCGCCAGGCACGUCGUCUAUAGGAGGGACCGUGCGUCUUAUGGGGGUGGUGUAUUGAUCAUGGUGCCCCAUCGACUGCCCUGCCGUCGGAGGCGCGACCUGGAGUCAGAGGACCUUGAGGCAGUCUUUGUCGAAGUUACACAUCGGAAGGGCAAGAUGUUGCUGUGCUGCGUGUACUGUCCACCUAGCACGCGAGCUGCCUCCUACGAUCUCUUGGGGCAAUCUCUGGCACAUGUUGACGUUUCGGCCUACUCCUGUGUCUGCGUCUUUGGAGAUUUUAACGCUCACAUAGACUGGUCUGACCUCUCUGCACCUGUCCCGCUGAGCCCGCACGACGAUGCUCUCCUUGAUGUUAUGGAAACGUCUGGUUUUGUUCAGGUGUGCGGUGAACCCUCAUACAGGUCGAUCACAGGCAAAGCGUCCUUCUUAGAUCUCGUGUUUGUGAGCAACCUUCCCCUCAUAACUGACUGUUCCAUCCAACCGAGCCUGACUGGGUCCGACCAUAACGCAAUCCGCUUUUCGAGCCUCUUGACGCUGCCGAAGUCUGGCCAUUAUUCUAAAAUGGUACGGAACUUCUCCAGGAUGGACCUGCCGCACCUGAACAGCCUCCUACAUCUCGCACCCUGGAGUCUGGUCCUCGACACUCCAUCUGUAGAUGAAGCUUACGACAUGUGGCUGGACAUCAUGAGCGCCAUUGAGGCAGAUUGUGUGCCUUCCAAGCAUCUGUCCGGCCGUCGGAGGACCCCCUGGAUCUCCAAUGAUAUUAUACGCCUCUCCCACAAAAAGAGGAAACUCUUCAGAAAAGCCAAGAAGACAAAUCGUCCAGACGUCCUUGCUGCAGCACGAAGAGCACAACGAGACCUGAAAAAGUUGGUGUAUACGGCCCACAAGGAGUACCUGUGCGUGGUCGCCGAGAAAGCUGCGCGCUCUCCCAAGCUUUUCUGGGCAUACAUCAAGAGCCAGCGCAGGUCCUCCUUUGUCCCAGAGUUCGAAAGGGACGGCUCGGUUCUCAGUGACCCUAAAACUAUUGCUGAGCUGUUCAGUGACCAUUUUUCCUCUGUAUGGGCUUCCGACGCUCUCCUAGAUGUGCCUCUAGCUCUCGGCACUCCCAGUGCCCAAACAUCUGACUGUAAUGUACCUACCAGGCAAGUGAUCACAGAGGACGACACUAAAGAAGCGCUGCGCUGCCUCAACGCUUCCCAAAGUGCAGGACCUGAUGGCGUUCACCCUGCAUUCCUAUGA